AUGGGUUACACUGCGAGUGUCGCGAUUCCCACCCUUAUUGGCAGUCUGUGUUCCAUGGUGGCAACUGCGUGCGUCCUCGUCUGUUAUGUCGUCUACCGCCAUCAACAGCGCUCUUUUCGCCACGCACUUGUCCUCAACCUCGGCCUUGCCGAAUUCAUCAAUAGUGUCAACAACUCAAUAUCAGGAAUUUACGCUGUCGCCAACCGCCAUGAUCUCAGGCCGGGCACUGUGUGUGUUGUCAACGGCUGGGUAGGCCAGUGGUCUGUCCAGGCUGCCGACUUUUCCGUUUUAGCCAUUGCCAUUGUAACACUCCUCACCAUCACGCGAAAGACAUACAUGCCCACUGUGUCUACUCUCAAGAAGGUCCUUAUCUGCAGUUCCGUCUGGAUAAUGCCCACCAUAUCAGCGUCUACCGUAGCAGGAUUGCACGCAAUAAGUCCCGUUAGCGGAAACUGGUGCUGGAUAUCUGCCGACCGAACAGAUCUGCGCUACGGCUUAGCCCAUGGAUUACGAUUCACUAUCAUCUUUUCCUGCAUCUUCAUCUAUGUCUACAUCUGGUUUUAUAUGAGGAAGCACUUCUCAAACCUGAACAUCAGGACCUUCACAAACUCGUACGAUCCGAGAAUCACAUCCAAGCACCGAAAGUCUCGCCGGAGCGCUCCUGCUCCGCCGAAGAGCAACUCGCAGACGGAGUUGAAUGAAAUCAAUGUCGAGUACCGUUUCGAAGUCGAACACACCCAUACCCAUGGCAACAGUACUACGAAAGAGGAUGUCGAGCACUCGGCCGUUGACUGGGAAAAGCAUCAAAGCUACAAGAGCGACAUAUCGCUGCCCCCAAGCUCCUAUAACAUGGAUUCACGUGCGUCAUUCUCUUCCUUUGCUUCCACCGGAACACAGGAUACUGGAUUCAAUCUGACUGGAGCCACUCAGCACAGCGUAUGCAGCCAACGAAGCUUGGAUAAGGAAGUCAAUCGAAUGCUGCUUCUCAACGCAUAUCCAAUCUUAUACAUCAUUCUCUGGAUGCCGGGUAUCAUCAACCGUCUUGUAGAAGCCUCAGGACACAAAAGCCAUGUCUUGACUGUCCUUCAAUCCUCAACCCAGUUCAUUGGACUCACCAACGCCAUCACUUAUGGAUUCAAUGAACAUCUCAGGAAGACGGUGAAAGGAGACAUAACCAAGUGGUUCAGGCGAGGAUAG
Messenger RNA from Exserohilum turcica Et28A, 1197 nucleotides. RefSeq lists its product as uncharacterized. Gene Ontology annotation, cellular component: plasma membrane. Gene Ontology annotation, molecular function: G protein-coupled receptor activity. NCBI's taxonomy places the organism in Eukaryota, Fungi, Ascomycota, Dothideomycetes, Pleosporales, Pleosporaceae. Bases 1 to 1197 code for a protein of 398 amino acids. Gene Ontology annotation, biological process: adenylate cyclase-activating G protein-coupled receptor signaling pathway. The transcript is spliced from 4 exons. The record is from RefSeq and is a predicted model, not a curated record.